CAACUUCCCACCUCCCAUCCAAACUGUACACUAACGUUACCAGCAGCGAGCGAGAUGCUGUGCCGUUCCUAAACGAAGUGGGCAAAUGUGGACACCUGCUUCUUGACAUCUACUCCACACCUUAGACGAGGCCAAGGUGGUAAGUUGCUACCUUAGCUUGCGGGUUCGGCAAGCGAUGGCGCUGGCAUACGACGACGACGAGCUGGCCAUCUCCCUGUCUCCAUCGCAGAUCCGGCGCAACAGGCGGGAGGGGCAGCAGCCGUCGCAGCAGCACCCGCAGUCGCAGUCGCAGUCGCAAUCGUCGCAGUCGCAAUCGCAAUCGCAGUCCAUCGACAGCAUCAUGUCGUCGGCCGACCGGAAUGCGCAUGCACCGCCUAUCGCCCAAAAUGCCCCGCUCCGCGAGAAGACGCGGACCGAGCAGCGGAUCGGCGCCUACAACAUCGUCAAGACACUGGGCGAGGGCAGCUUCGGCAAGGUCAAGCUGGCCGUGCAUCGCGGCACCGGCCAGCAGGUGGCCCUCAAGAUCAUCUCGCGCAAGAACCUCAUCAGCCGCGACAUGCAGGGCCGCGUCGAGCGCGAGAUCGAGUACCUCCAGCUGCUCCGCCAUCCGCACAUCAUCAAGCUUUACACCGUCAUCAAGACCCCGACCGAGAUUAUCAUGGUGCUCGAAUAUGCUGGCGGCGAACUCUUCGACUACAUUGUCCAACACGGCAAGAUGCAAGAGGACGAGGCCCGUCGAUUCUUCCAGCAGAUGCUGUGCGCCGUCGAAUACUGCCACCGUCACAAGAUAGUUCACCGCGACCUCAAACCCGAGAACCUUCUCCUUGACGACAACCUGAACGUGAAGAUUGCCGACUUUGGCCUGAGCAACAUCAUGACCGACGGCAACUUCCUCAAGACCAGCUGCGGCUCGCCCAACUAUGCCGCGCCCGAGGUCAUCGGCGGCAAACUGUACGCGGGGCCCGAGGUGGAUGUUUGGAGUUGCGGCGUCAUCCUCUACGUCCUGCUCGUCGGCCGGCUUCCCUUCGACCAUGAGCACAUACCCACCCUCUUCGCGAAGAUUGCCCGUGGAAGCUACAUGGUGCCGACCUGGAUGAGCCCCGGAGCUGCCAACCUUAUCAAGAAGAUGCUCGUCGUCAACCCUGUGCAGCGCGCCACCAUCGAAGAGAUUCGCCAGGAUCCCUGGUUUCUCAAAGACCUGCCGACGUACCUUCACCCGCCUGUCGAGGAGUUCCUCAACACGGGCGUCGAUCCAAAUAAGGCCAUCAAGGUCAGCGACAUCGCCCCGCAUGCGCCACCGCAGGAGCAGGAGAAGCUGCACAACGAGGUCACGGAAAAAAUCAGCAAAACGAUGGGCUAUGGCAAGCGGGACGUCGAAGAGGCUCUCGAGGCCGACGAGCCGUCUGCCAUUAAGGACGCCUACAUGAUCGUUCGCGAGAACAAGCUCAUGCAGAGCAACCAACUGGCGGGCCUCGCCCCCGAAGACCCCGCUACGCCCAGCCCCAUGCUGGACCCAAACAUGUCGUCAGCCCGAUCUGUCGCCUCCACUAGCACUGGCACGUCAGCACGGCCACCGUACGUGAGCAAAGUCGGCAUUCUUCCAAGCAGUCUGACCGUGUACCACAAGGCGUUCAUGGAGCGCGAGAAAGCUAGGGCCGAGGGCAUCGAGGUUCCGGAUGCGCCGCUGGUGGCACCUGAGCCUGCCGGACAGCCUCGAAGCCAGGCGGAGCAAGAGGAGACGCUCCGGAGACUCAAACCUCAUUCGCGCAGCUUUGUCCGUAUCGACGACCUGAGCCGCCCGCAAGGACUUACCCCUGUCAACCCGCCCAAGAAGAACAAGCCGGUCAGGUGGCAGUUUGGUAUCCGCUCCAGGAAUGCGCCGUGGGAAGCGCUCCUAUGCAUCUACAAGUCGCUCCAUAAGCUUGGGGCCACGUGGAUCGUGGAUGAGGACUACGAUGCGGCCAAUGGUGACGACGAUGGCAACGACGGCUACCGUGGCGGACGACAUUCGCGCAACCCGAGUUCUUCUUCGGCCGUGGAUCCUGUGUCGUUGUACAAGCUUCCAGCGGACCCCUGGCAUAUCAACAUCCGUUGGAAUACCGAGAAACUCCAAAAGCACUCGGUCGCCUCAGGUCUCAGUGAAACCGGGGUCAGCACCCAUGUCACGCGCGAUGGCGGCGACUUCCAAGUGGUCGCGAUGCGCAUGGAGAUACAGAUAUACGAGAUGGAGCAUGGCGUCUACCUGGUCGAUUUCAAGGUGGACGGCUACGAGACACCCGAGGGCAAACUCCUCGAGGACAAGGAGGUCACCAGCCCGUUCCCAUUCCUCGACAUGGCCGCCAAGCUUAUCAUGCAGUUGGCCGACGCGGAUUAGGAGUCCGGGAAGAAUAGGCCAGCGAGUUUGCUUGAUAAGAUGUUGCGGCAGCCAGAAACAGCCGGUUCAUCAACGCCCUCGACCUAAAAUGCAAUUGUCAACCGA
Chaetomium strumarium is the source of this 2479-nucleotide messenger RNA. RefSeq names its product kinase-like domain-containing protein. Gene Ontology annotation, molecular function: ATP binding; protein serine/threonine kinase activity. Gene Ontology annotation, cellular component: cytoplasm. The transcript has 3 exons. The record is from RefSeq and is a predicted model, not a curated record. Bases 176 to 2374 code for a protein of 732 amino acids. Lineage: Eukaryota; Fungi; Ascomycota; Sordariomycetes; Sordariales; Chaetomiaceae. Gene Ontology annotation, biological process: intracellular signal transduction; protein phosphorylation.